AUGUGGGUGACAGACUUAUCAAUUAUUUUCUUCUUCUCUGCAGCUGCAAAGAAAAGCAAGGGAACGUCAGCUGCCACAUCUGAAACCCUGGCUUCUAAAAAAGAAUCUAAAGCUCUGGAAGAAUCUAAAGAUGCUGAAAUGCCUCUAACCAAGGAAAGCAGCGUAGUGCCUGUGACCAAGGAAGGCGCUGAAAUGCCUCUAACCAUGGAAGGCGCCGACGUGCCUCUGACCAAGGAAGAAGGCAAGGUGGUCUCAAAAGAGUCCUCUAAAAAGGAUAAGCAAACUGUUGUGAAUGCUUUACUUGGUCCACUUGAAAAAGAAGAUCUAAUAAAGUUGCUCAAUGAAAGGGAUCAACGAACUUUACUUCUUAAGGACUUACCGAUUGAAAUCCAGGAAGACGCUCUCAUGAAAUUGUCAAAAGAUAUUCAACAUGUUCAUAUUCACAUACAGGUUGAAAGUGACCCCUUCAAAAUUGCAUGUUACGCAUUUUUGGAAUUUGAAAACGAGGCUGCUGCUGAAAAGAAUUUUAAAUCACUGAGUGAGACAGUAUUGAAAGGUAAACCACUGACAGUUGACUAUACAGGCAAAAAGAGUCUUCAUCGGCCAAAAGAACCAAAAAUUCUCAAGGAGUUGGAUAUCAUGAAAUUGUACAUCACUGGAUUUCCAUACACAACAACAGAAAUUGAACUGAAACAGUUGUUCCCAAAAGCAGAGUCUUUGGUUAUGCCAAUCAAAUGGAACACGCAAAGGCCACUAGGGUUUGCCUUUGUCAAAUUUGAAGAUGCUGAUGUCUGUGCUGAAGUAAUGAAGCAGAUGAAUGGAAAAUCGUUCAAAGGUGGCAAACUGGUUGUUGUUUAUGCCAACUUAGUAACGAAUAGUCAAAUCUCAAAAGGAACUAAAAGAAAGACAGAAACCGCACCAGCAACUGCAAAGAAAAUCAAGGCAAUGCCAGCUGCCACAUCUGAAGUCCCUGCUUCUAAAAAAGAGUCUAAAGCUCUGGAAGAAACUAAAGAUGCUGAAAUACCUCUGACCAAGGAAGGCACCGAAAUGCCUCUGACCAAGGAAGGUGCCGACGUGCCUCUGACCAAGGAAGACACCGAAGUGCCUCUGACCAUGGAAGACACCGAAAUGCCUCUGACCAAGGAACAUGCUGAAAUGCCUCCUACCAAGGAAGGCACCAAAGUGCCUCUGACCAAGGAAGAAGAUAAGGUGUUUCCAAAAGAGACUCUUAAAACAGAUAAACAAGCUACUGUGAUAGAUGCGCUUGAAAAAGAAGUGAAAAGAAAGAUACUCAACAAGAGGAACCAGCAAAAUUUAUUUCUUAAGGACGUACCAAUUCAAGUGCCAGGAACUAAAAGACAGACAGAAAUCCCAUCUGUUAUACGGUUGCUUCUUCUAUCUACACUUUUCUUUUUCUUUUCUUCUCUCCAUACACUCAUCUCUCAGCAUCGUUGA
Messenger RNA from Acanthosepion pharaonis, 1455 nucleotides. The record is from the annotation of a GenBank genome assembly. Lineage: Eukaryota; Metazoa; Mollusca; Cephalopoda; Sepiida; Sepiidae.